AUGGGCAGCUCAAACGAAGAAUACAAAGUUGGCGAGAUAAAAUAUCCUACAGGGUUCGGUUUGAAGGAUAUUGCUGGCUGGGGCUCAACCGGCCUCAUGGUACUCGACAAGGCUUCGGGUACGGUGGUAAGGACGGCGCACAAUAAUCAUGAGCUUGUCGACAGAGAAUGGCCCGUCGAUGAACGCUUUACUGAGCGCGCCCGCGGCGGUCACCCCAAUAGUAAGGACUGUCCGACUGAAAAUACGCAACGUGCGGAGAAGUUCAGCAGCAUUUGA
Chaetomium globosum CBS 148.51 is the source of this 276-nucleotide messenger RNA. RefSeq lists its product as uncharacterized. NCBI's taxonomy places the organism in Eukaryota, Fungi, Ascomycota, Sordariomycetes, Sordariales, Chaetomiaceae. The transcript is spliced from 2 exons. The record is from RefSeq and is a predicted model, not a curated record. The coding region runs from base 1 to 276 and encodes 91 amino acids.